Molecule: messenger RNA, 669 nt
Organism: Tetranychus urticae (two-spotted spider mite)
Lineage: Eukaryota; Metazoa; Arthropoda; Arachnida; Trombidiformes; Tetranychidae
Gene: COX6B
Product: Cytochrome c oxidase subunit 6B
Cellular component (GO): mitochondrion; respiratory chain complex IV
Source: RefSeq, a predicted model, not a curated record
GUGGUAAAGAUAUUUUCACAGUAUUGUAGUGAAAUUAGCUAUUUAAGUCACCUUCAGAUUUGGUUUGUUUAGCUUGUUUUCAUUUGAUUGUCCAACAGAAAAUUGGUUUAAUUUUUGUAAUUCGAUAUUUUAUUUGCUGAUUUAAAAUGCCAACUUACGAGGAAAAAAAGGAAUACAUCAAAAAAUUAUUGGGUCCAGCUAAGCCUGAUGGAAGAAUGGCUCGUGCAGCUCCUCCAGACCCAAGGUUCCCAAAUACUAAUCAAGCUUUGAACUGUUAUCAAAAUUACAUAGAUUAUCACAGAUGUUUAAAGAAGAAGCCCGGCUGGGAAGCCUGUGAAUGGUACCGAGACAAUUAUGAGACACUUUGUCCAUCACAAUGGCACAAGAAAUGGGAUUGGCAAAGGAAACGAGGAAUCUUCGCUGGAGAUAUUUAAAAUUAUUCAACUCCUUGGAUUCACUACAUUGUCGACAUAGUGUUUAUUAAAUCAUUUGGUUUGAUGUUAGGCAGUUUAAAAAUUUGAAAAAUAAGUUAUCUCAAUAAAUUUUGAGUUGACUGUAUGUUAACUAAAUUUUAUUUGUCUCGAAAUAAUCUUUUUUAGAAGUCUGUACAAUUUGCUAGAAUUAAUUUUCAUUUCUUAUCAGAAUCUAAUAAAUCUUUGGCUUCGUUAA